AUGUUGUCUAGAGGCUCAAUUGGACGUUAUUCUGCUUUUUUUGCUUCGAAAAACUUCAUUAGAAGUUUAUCAAAUGCUCCAUUAGACUCUACAAAAUUGAAAAUUAUUUCAAGUACUAAACCUUCAAAACCAAAACCUAAUGAUCAAUUAGUUUUUGGUAAUACUUUCACAGAUCAUAUGUUGACUAUAGAAUGGGAAGCUGGCAAAGGUUGGGGUACUCCAGAGAUUAAACCGUAUGCUAAUUUGUCCUUAGAUCCGGCUUCUUGUGUUUUCCAUUAUGGGUUCGAAUUAUUUGAAGGUAUGAAAGCUUAUAGGACUAACGAUAAUAAAAUAACUAUGUUCCGUCCUGAUAUGAAUAUGAAGCGUAUGAACAAAUCAGCUGCAAGGAUAUGUUUACCAACUUUUGACUCAGAUGAAUUGAUUAAAUUGAUUGGAAAAUUAAUUGAAAACGAUAAACAUUUGGUACCUGAAGGUAAAGGUUAUUCUUUAUACAUCAGACCAACUAUGAUUGGUACCACUAACACUUUAGGAGUUAGUACCCCAGAUAAAGCAUUGCUAUUUGUCAUCAACUCUCCUGUUGGUCCUUAUUAUAAAACAGGUUUCAAAGCCGUUAAAUUAGAGGCAACUGACUAUGCUACAAGAGCUUGGCCAGGUGGUGUAGGUGAUAAGAAAUUAGGUGCCAACUAUGCACCAUGUAUCUUACCUCAAUUGCAAGCUGCUGAAAGAGGUUACCAACAAAAUCUAUGGCUAUUCGGUCCUGAAAAAAAUAUCACUGAAGUAGGUACUAUGAACGCAUUCUUUGUCUUCAAGGAUUCCAAAACUGGGAAGAAGGAAUUGGUUACCGCUCCAUUAGAUGGUACCAUCUUGGAAGGUGUCACUAGAGAUUCUAUCUUAACUCUAGCUAGAGAAAGAUUAGAUCCAAAGGAAUGGGAAAUAAAUGAACGUUAUUAUACUAUCACAGAAGUCGAAGAAAGGGCCGCCAAAGGUGAAUUGGUGGAGGCGUUCGGUUCAGGUACCGCCGCUGUUGUCUCUCCAAUUAAAGAAAUUGGCUGGAAGGGUAAUGACAUCCAAGUUCCUCUAUUACCAGGUGAACAGUCUGGUCAAUUAACCAAAUCAGUCGCCAACUGGAUUGCUGACAUUCAAUAUGGUAGAGAAACUUAUGAUAACUGGUCAAGAGUUGUUGCUGACUUAAAUUAG
Molecule: messenger RNA, 1197 nt
Organism: Vanderwaltozyma polyspora DSM 70294
Lineage: Eukaryota; Fungi; Ascomycota; Saccharomycetes; Saccharomycetales; Saccharomycetaceae
Exons: 1
Coding region: 1-1197 (398 amino acids)
Biological process (GO): L-leucine biosynthetic process; L-valine biosynthetic process
Cellular component (GO): mitochondrion
Molecular function (GO): branched-chain-amino-acid:2-oxoglutarate transaminase activity
Source: RefSeq, a predicted model, not a curated record